UGUAUAUAAAAGUGUUUGUCCUGACUGACAAACUGACUGAUUCAUCAACGCAAAGACUAAACUACUGUCAUAGGGACGAAGUAGGUCGUGGAAGUGUACCACCUAUCAGUUUAUAUCUAUGUAUUUUACCAUACAGGGUGACUGCCAAAUAUAUGCAAUAAUUAAAAAAAAAAAAAAAAUCGGUAACGAGUAGACUAUAUUUCCUUAGCUUACGCUUGGGAAGUAAAAACGUGAAGAAUGAGUAACCUCCACAAAAUUUUAUAAAAGUCGACUAUUUCUAAGGUUCCCCCACUUGUGUUCUUGGUGCAAAUCAAAAACAUUAUUAAAUCUGGAAUUAGUCUCGCACGAAGUUCAAUGAGAUAACGAUGCAUACUGUGUUGAGUCUGUUUACAGCAAUUUUCCUCGGUGCUGUAUAUUGCCAAAAAUUUAUAGGGGACAUUUGUAUCAUGAAAUCAACUGGAGCCAAAGGAGCUUGUACACUGUUUGCCAACUGUGAAAAAGCUCGCGAAGAUCUGGCGCGAUAUUUUCGAUUUCCUCAAGUAUGUGGUUUUCAAGAAACACAACUGAUAGUCUGCUGUACACCGAGACGAAUACCAGGAGAAAUCAGUAAAAAGAAAUGUAAAGAUUAUUCUACGUUUGUUUAUGAAACAUCAGUACCUCCCGUUGCACUAAUUAAUCAAAAACCAAUUAAAAAAAACCAAUGUGGACACCGCGUAACCAGAUUAAUUGUGGGCGGUGAAGCAGCUGGAAGAAAGGAAUUUCCACAUAUGGCAGCUAUAGGCUACGAUUCACCUGGCGAAGGAAUAAAAUGGCUUUGUGGUGGAACAAUUUUAAGCAGCACAUAUGUAUUAACAGCCGCGCAUUGCCUGACUGAUGCUAAUGCAGGCAAUGCGCUGUGGGUAAGACUUGGUGUAACCAAACUCAAAUCAACGUACCGUAGACAAGAAAUUAAGAUAUCUGAACGGAUACCUCAUCCUGAAUACAAGCCGAACUCUUAUUACCAUGAUAUUGGACUGCUACGAUUAGAAAAAGAAGCUCAUCUAAAUCCGUAUUCAAGACCAGCAUGUCUUUAUUUAAACUCAAAAAUUAGAAGGAAAAGAGCCAUUGCAACAGGAUGGGGCCACACAUCUUUUAAUGGGGCUACUAGCAACGAUUUACUCAAAGUAGUCCUUGAUCUUUUUGAUCAAAGUACAUGUGACAUAUAUUAUCAGAACUAUAGGAAAGUGUCACAAGGUAUUCUAGACAAUCUCCAGGUGUGUGCCGGUUCUGUGAACGCAACCAAAGACACGUGUCAGGGAGAUUCUGGUGGUCCUUUACAAAUAUAUCACCCUGGUAAUAAGACAAAGUGCAUGUACGACAUAAUAGGUGUAACAUCGUUUGGACUAGGCUGUGCCGGCAGUCCUGGAGUCUAUGUGAGAAUUUCAAAUUAUAUUAAAUGGAUAGAAGAUAUCGUUUGGCCGCCAGAAUGAUAUUUUCUAGUUAAUUUUUCUAAUGCUUUUGUCCUUCUAAGUGAUAUGACUGAUUACUGUUCCAAUAUUCUGCAGACGUAGGUAUUAAUAAAGCAACACAUAGAGACAUAAAUCUUAAUAUUUUGACAUGAAUAUUCUAACAAAUGUUGUUUACAGUAAGAGUUGGUUAAAUAAAUCUGCUUA
This is a messenger RNA of Zophobas morio, 1652 nucleotides long. RefSeq names its product serine protease snake-like. Gene Ontology annotation, molecular function: serine-type endopeptidase activity. The coding region runs from base 366 to 1469 and encodes 367 amino acids. The record is from RefSeq and is a predicted model, not a curated record. NCBI's taxonomy places the organism in Eukaryota, Metazoa, Arthropoda, Insecta, Coleoptera, Tenebrionidae. The transcript is spliced from 6 exons. Gene Ontology annotation, biological process: proteolysis.